AUGUGUGGAAUCCUGUGUUCCUUCGCGGACUGCGUCGGCUUUACCCUCGAGCCGUCUACCGCGGGUCGUUACUGCGCCCUCUACACGAACGUCACUGAUUUCGCAAACAACGACACCGACGCUAAGCUAUUCCUGAGAUACAAGCACAAGUGUUUCUUCAAUGAGAGCGAUUGCCAUGACAUGGCCACGUGCUACCAUUAUGACGGAGAGAACCACACCUGCACUUGCAUACCUGGAUACGUUGGAGACGGGUUUACCUGUCAGGGUGCCUGCGUCGCCAACCCUUGCUUCCCAGGUGUAAGCUGCAUAGACACAUAUAACGAGACCUGGUACUUCUGCGACAGGUGUCCUCCGGGUUAUGGCGGUGAUGGGCAGACUUGUAUUGACCUGCAGUGCCCAAGCGGGUACGCGGGCGACGGCGAGACGUGCGGCCCCGACAGCGACCAGGACGGCUUCCCCAACAUCGGGCUGGCCUGCGCCGAGCCCGGCUGCGUCCAAGACAACUGCCCGACGUGGCCCAACUCUGGCCAAGAGGACGCCGACGGGGACGGCCUCGGCGAUGCGUGCGACGACGACGCCGACGACGACACCUUGGAAAACGAUGUGGACAACUGCCCCCUCGUGGCCAACCUCGGCCAAGCUGACGGCGACGGUGACAGCGUGGGCGAUGCCUGUGACAACUGCCCCGCCCUCGCCAACUCGGAUCAGGGCGAUGCUGACGGCGACGGUGUGGGCGACGCGUGCGAUCCUGACAAGGACAGUGACGGUGUAUCCGACGGCGCUGACAACUGCCCGGUAUUUAACAACACCGACCAGCUUGACACCGACGGCGACGGACUGGGCGACGCGUGUGACAACUGCCCGUCUGCUGCCAACGCGGACCAGGCCGAUGCGGAUGCGGACCUCAUCGGCGACGCCUGCGACGAUGACAUAGAUACGGACAUGGACUCCAUCCAGGACAGCCUCGACAACUGUCCGAACGACGUCAACAGCGACCAGGGCGACGCAGACGCAGACGGCGUGGGUGAUGUGUGCGACUUAGACGCCGAUUCCGAUGGCAUUCUCGGAACGUUCGACAACUGCCCGCUCGUGCCCAACGUCGACCAGGACGACAUGGAGGGCGACGGCGUGGGCGACGCAUGCGCACUCGACUUCGAUGGCGACGGCCACCUCGACGCCAACGACAUCUGCCCCAAGAACGGCGCCAUUUUCGAGCAGGACCUAGGAUAUCUACAGGAGCUGCUGAUGGACGACCCAGGGUCCUACGACCCGGCCAACUGGGUCGUUUGGGCCAAAGGAUCGCAGAUCGAGGAGACGAAGGAUUCUGACCCAGCGGUGGCUUUAGGAUAUGUCAGGAUCAGCGGCCUGGAUCUCGAGGCGACCAUUGGCACCACGGACGAUGGUGAUAACGACUUUAUGGGAUUUGCUUUCAGUUUUCACAGUUAUUCCGGGUUCUAUGUGGUGACGUGGAAGCAAGAGGGUGAAUCUUACAGUUCAGGCGGCUACAGUUCUUACGGCGAAAUGGGAAUUCACCUAAAGCUGGUCACGAGUCCAGCUGGCCCCAGCAAACGUCUCAAGACAGCUCUCUUUGACACUCCUUCUGUGGCUGGCCAUACGGAACUCCUCUGGCACAAUACCUUUCCUUGGUCGACAAAGCUCCUUUACCGCUUAAAGGUCCUCCAUCGUCCCCUGAUUGGCACCAUCCGCGUCUUCCUCAGCAUAGGCCCUACUUUGCUCGCGGAUUCUGGCAACAUCUACAACGACGUGUUGCGGGGAGGGCGGUUUGGUCCGUUCUGUCAGGGGUUGCCGGCAAUCACUUGGGCAAAUAUUAAGUACAGAUGCAACGGAUAUACCUUCAAUUAA
This is a messenger RNA of Penaeus indicus, 1863 nucleotides long. Its product is annotated as cartilage oligomeric matrix protein-like. Gene Ontology annotation, biological process: cell adhesion. Lineage: Eukaryota; Metazoa; Arthropoda; Malacostraca; Decapoda; Penaeidae. Gene Ontology annotation, cellular component: extracellular region. Gene Ontology annotation, molecular function: calcium ion binding. The coding region runs from base 1 to 1863 and encodes 620 amino acids. The transcript has 12 exons. The record is from RefSeq and is a predicted model, not a curated record.